AAAUUGAAUGAUUAUGAAUUGAAAGAGAAUGAAUUAGAAGAGAAUGAAUCAGAAGAGGAUGAAUCAGAGAAGAAUAAAUCAAAGAAGAAUAAAUUAGAAGAGGAUGAAUCAGAGAAGAAUGAAUCAGAGAAGGAUGAAUUAGAGCAGGAUGAAUCAGAGAAGGAUGAAUUGGAGGAUAAAUUAGAGAAGGAUGAAUUAGAGGAGGAUGAAUUAGAGGAGGAUGAAUUAGAGAAGAAUGAAUUAGAGGAGGAUGAAUUGGAGGAGGAUGAAUUAGAGGAGGAUAGAUUAGAGGAGAAUAAAUUGAAGGAGGAUGAAUUGAAAGAGGAUAAAUUAGAGAAGAAUGAAUUAGAGGAGAAUAAAUCAGAAAGCUUAUUUUUAGAUUAUAGAGAU
Messenger RNA from Racocetra fulgida, 390 nucleotides. The record is from the annotation of a GenBank genome assembly. NCBI's taxonomy places the organism in Eukaryota, Fungi, Glomeromycota, Glomeromycetes, Diversisporales, Gigasporaceae.